Messenger RNA from Humulus lupulus (European hop), 3381 nucleotides. RefSeq lists its product as uncharacterized. The record is from RefSeq and is a predicted model, not a curated record. Lineage: Eukaryota; Viridiplantae; Streptophyta; Magnoliopsida; Rosales; Cannabaceae. The transcript is spliced from 5 exons. The coding region runs from base 1 to 3381 and encodes 1126 amino acids.
AUGAGGAAUAGAAUUUUGGAUGGAGGAUAUUUGUUUUUUGGGAGGAAACCUCUGAUAAUGAAACCUUGGAACCCAGUCGAUGAUUUUUCUAAAGAAGAUAUUGAUUCAAUUCCGACCUGGGUUCAAUUGGGUGGUCUUGAUCUUAAGUAUUGGGGUGAGAGGUCACUUUUCAAGAUAGUGGGUCAAAUUGGGAAACCAAUCCAAGUUGAUGCUAUUACCAGGAACAGAGACCGGUUAGCUUAUCCUAGGAUUCUUAUUGAAGUGACCAUGAAACAAGAAUUUCCAGCUCGAAUCAGUUUCUGGAAUGAAUUGGACCAGGAAGUGGAUAUUUUUGUGGAAUAUGAAUGGAAACCCACUAUAUGCACGAAUUGCUCUGGUCUAGGACAUGAAGCUCACAUUUGUAGGAAGAAUAAAGCAGUCAAGCAGGAAUGGGUUCCAAAACAGAGGGUCUCAGAACCAAAUGCAAAUAAAGCUACAGUUGAUGAAGAUGGCUUUCAGACAGUUACCAAAGGAGCUAAGAUACAUGCAUCUACAGUUAAUCAAACGAUUGUGAAUAACAAAUUUGGUCUGUUGGAUGGGGAUUCUGAAAUUGAAUUCCAACAAAAACAUAGGGAGAUUAGGCAGUUGAUUCUUUCGAAGAAGGUUGGCUUGGUUCCAAAUAAAACAGGCAGAUUUCUGGUCACCUUUGUAUAUGGUUAUAAUGUUGAGUCUUUCAGGGAGCAACUAUGGAAGGAUUUACAAGACCUGGCUGGUGGUAUCACUGAACCUUGGAUGGUGAUAGGUGAUUUCAAUGAAAUUCUUUCACUGCAAGAUAGAAUUGGCAAAAAGACUACCACUAAGUUGUCAAAGGCUGUGUUCUUACCAGAAGGAGUUUUUGACCAUAGUCCGAUUCUGGUUCAUUUUUCUUUCGAGAUUCAGGGGGAGAAGAAGCCUUUUAGGUAUUUUCGAAUGUGGAAAGAGGCACCUGGUUAUGAAGAAAAAAUACGAACUAGUUGGAAUUUUUCAGUUGUGGGCUCACCAAUGUUUCAGGUAGUCUCUAAACUAAAAAGAUUGAAGCAAGUGCUUUUGACUAUCAAUAGAGAAGGCUUCUCGGACAUUCAACAGACAGAGUUUAAGGCGGGGUUAGCUUUGAAGGAUGUUCAGGAACAAUUGCAGAAGGACCCGUUCAAUGAUAGGUUGAUUACUCAAGAACAGCUAGCUAGAGAACAAUUUCUGUUUUGCCAUAAAGCUUAUCUGAGUUUCUUAGCUCAGAAAGCUAAAGUGGCUUGGAUGGUUAAUGGUGAUGAAAAUACACAUGUCUUUCAUGCUUCUCUUAAGGCUAGGAGAAUUCAGAAUAGGAUAUUGUCUAUUAAGACUGAGGCAGGGGUUUGGGUAGACUCUCCUACUGAUAUUAAAAAAGCCUUCUUGGAUUAUUACAAAAGUUUGUUGGGGACAACUAUGGUACACAGGAAAACAGUAUCUCGGUCAAUUAUGAAGCUUGGACCAAUUUUAAAUGCAGCUCAAGUUCAUAAUAUCACAAGAGGUUAUUCAACUCAGGAGGUUAAGGCUGUUAUGUUUGGCAUUCCAGGAUUGAAAGCACUAGGCCCAGAUGGAUUUAGCAGUUACUUUUAUCAAGACAAUUGGACCUUGGUGGGUUCGGAGGUUACUACAACAGUAUUGCCAUUCUUGAAUUCUGGUAAGCUUCUUAAGGAGAUUAAUAACACAGCCAUUACACUCAUUCCCAAAAAUAUAUGCCCUGAUACAGUGUGUGACUUUAGACCCAUCUCUUGUUGUAAUGUCAUAUAUAAAGUUGCCUCUAAGAUGAUAUGCUCAAGAAUUUGGCAAGUGUUACCAGAAAUAAUUGCAGAGAAUCAAGGGGGAUUUGUGCAUGGAAGAUAUAUAGCUCAUAAUAUCAUGAUAUGUCAAGACUUAGUUCGAUAUUAUGGGAGGCAAAGUUGUAGGCCAAGUUGCAUGAUCAAAUUGGAUUUGAGGAAAGCAUAUGAUACUAUAGAAUGGGAUUUUAUUGAAGAAAUGCUCACUGAAUUUCAGUUUCCUCAGGAAUUUAUACAACUUAUCAUGGUAUGUGUUCGCUCUCCUAGGUUUUCACUGAUGAUUAAUGGCUCACUAAAUGGUUUUUUUGAGGCCAAAAGAGGACUAAGGCAAGGUGAUCCGUUAUCUCCCCUAUUAUUUGUGCUUGGUAUGGAGUAUCUAUCUAGGAUUAUGCUUAAAGUUAGUUCUUCUCCAGGUUAUAAAUUCCAUGAUAGAUGCGCAAGUUUGAAAUUGAAUCAUCUUUGUUUUGCUGAUGAUAUUCUAUUAUUCGGUCAUGGAGACUUUGUAUCUAUCUUAUGGAUGCUUAGGGGACUCAAAAUUUUCUCUAAGACUUCGGGACUCUUUCCAAAUGAAGCUAAAUCUGCAAUUUAUUGCAGUGGUAUGUCUGGUUUAGAGAUUGAUAGAGUGGUGCAGGCCUCGGGUUUCAGUCAAGCUUCCUUACCUUUCAGAUAUCUGGGCAUCCCCAUCUGUUCUAAGCGCAUAACAAAUGUUGAAUGUGGGAUUAUACUAGAAAAGAUGGUAGCUAGAAUUCAACAAUGGAGAUCUAGGAACCUAUCUUAUAGUGCUAGAGCUAUUAUGAUAAAUUCAGUCUUGCUGUCAAUACACUCUUAUUGGGCUCAAAUUAUGGUGUUGCCAAAAAAGUUAUUGAAGGAUAUUGAAGCCAUUUGCAGGGCCUUUCUUUGGAAGGGAGUGGCUGAUUCUCAUAGUCCAGGAGCAGUUGCCUGGUCUACCGUAUGCACACCAAAAUCAGCAGGAGGACUAGGCUUCAGGAGAAUAUUGGAAUGGAAUUUAGCUGCUUUGGGAAAGUAUGUAUGGGCAAUAGCAUCUAAGAAGGAUAAUCUAUGGGUAAGGUGGAUUCAUAGUAUCUAUUUGAAAAGCAUGGACUGGUGGACUUACCCAGUGCAACAAAAUUGCAGCUGGUAUUGGAGGAAAAUCAUAGCAAUUAAGGAGUUGUUCAGAGCAAAAAUGGACAGGUCAUCAUUUAUAGCACUGAAGUAUAGUGUUCAAACUGGACACUCAAUAUUAUAUGACCAAAAACCAAGCAAACAAUGUCUAGUGAAGAUGAAGGAAUGGCUAGGCUGCCGAGCACAAACAGAGAAUUUAUACAAGUUACUGCAAUGGUUUUCCAAGGUGAAAUACUUCAGCAAACUCAGGAGAAGAUUCUGCAUUGCAGCUGUCUCUGCAUUAGUGUACCAUCUAUGGAGAGUCCGAAAUGAUGCCUUGUGGUCAUGCAAGAUUUGGCAAGUGAAUCAUACUUUAGAGAGAAUCAAAACAGAGUUGAAAUUGAAACUUACUGUAUUAAUGUGCAAGGGGAAACAAGAUAGAGAUAAUGAUUGGAUUCAAAAGUUGUAA